Messenger RNA from Oppiella nova, 249 nucleotides. The record is from the annotation of a GenBank genome assembly. Lineage: Eukaryota; Metazoa; Arthropoda; Arachnida; Sarcoptiformes; Oppiidae.
GUUUUAUUACAUUUUUAUUGUUAUUAUCAAACUUCAUGUUAUUGUAUAAUUCAAUUUAAUAUGAAUUAUAUUCUAUAGUAUUUAAAUAAUUAUUUCAUUAAUCGCACAUUUAGUUGUUUUCUUAAACACACCAAGAAAAUAAUGGACACAAACCGAGACUGGGGUUCAUUCCCGAGACAGGGAUACGACGACUACUCCAACACUAAUAACAAUAUGACCGACAAUAGGAUGGCGUCGGAGAACCUAAUG